Messenger RNA from Cervus elaphus (red deer), 6081 nucleotides. It is a transcript of the gene RP1L1, whose product is annotated as RP1 like 1. The record is from RefSeq and is a predicted model, not a curated record. NCBI's taxonomy places the organism in Eukaryota, Metazoa, Chordata, Mammalia, Artiodactyla, Cervidae. Gene Ontology annotation, cellular component: axoneme. Bases 1 to 6081 code for a protein of 2026 amino acids. The transcript is spliced from 5 exons. Gene Ontology annotation, biological process: photoreceptor cell development; intracellular signal transduction; retina development in camera-type eye.
AUGAACAGCACUCCGAGGGACGCCCCUGGCCCUGGCCACCGCGAGUGCCUCCUGCCUUCUGUGGCCCGGACCCCCUCUGUCACCCAGGUCACACCGGCCAAGAAGAUAACCUUCCUCAAGCAAGGGGAUCCCCGGUUUGCUGGGGUCCGCCUGGCCGUUCACCAGCGCGCCUUCAGGAGUUUUGGGGCCCUGAUGGACGAGCUCUCUCAGCGGGUACCGCUCUCCUUUGGGGUGCGGUCGGUCACCACACCCCGGGGCCUGCACGGCCUCAGUGCUCUGGAGCAGCUGCAGGAUGGUGGCUGCUAUCUCUGCUCCGAUAAGAAGCCCCCCAGAACCCCCGGCGGGCUGGGCCAGCCCCGGGGGAGAAGCCAUUCCGCUCAGCAGUUGAGGGUAUUCGAGGCACCGGGAACAGCCUCUACCUGCAAAGGUCUCAAAGCCUCGAGGAGGAUCAUGCUGGUUAAGAAUGGGGACCCUCGGCUCCAGCAGACUGUGGUGCUCAGCCACAGAAACACCAGGAGCCUGAUGGCCUUUCUCAGCAAGGCGUCGGACCUACUGCGCUUUCCCGUGAAGCAUGUGUAUACGGCCAGUGGGAAAAGGCUGGACUCUCUGAAGGCUCUGCUGCGAAGCCCCUCCGUGCUGGUGUGCGCCGGUCUCGAGCCCUUCAGACCUCUGGCAAUGGAAGAUAUCAGAAGAAAAGGAAGUGAACCUUCAUCUGGGCAGACUUCAAGGAACAAAAGUGGGAGCUGGGGGCCCAAGGCCAAACAGAGCGUGAUCCACGCACGGUCCAGGCUGGAGAACAGGUCACGGCAGUUCUCCCUGAUGUCGGAGAGGUCGGGGCUCAGCGACCCCCCGGUCUGCCCACAUCGAGCCUGCAUGUGCCCUGCCCCCGACAGGCACCCUCUGAACACUCCUGCCCGGCUCGGCCCCUUGGUGGCAGGUGAAGACAUCGAGAAGAACGUGAGCGUGAAUGAGGAUGGCAGCCUAUCGGUAGAGAUGAAAGUCCGCUUCCACCUGCUGGGGGAGGACCCGCUUCUGUGGUCCAGGAGGCUCGGGGGGGCCAGCACCCUCACCGUGACCUGUGGGGAGGGCCCCGACGCUGGGGAGGAGGAUCUCCUUGGCUGUGUGUGGAAGGGCCACUCUGAGGACCCCUCAGAGCCUAGGGCACAGGGGCUGGGGCCCUGCGAGGCGGGAGGGGAGGGAGCCUUUGACCAAGGCCAGCGGCAGCCAGGGUCCAGAUACGAGAUCUGGAUGAACCCCCUGUACACCUCCCAGGGAGAGUGGUCGGCCUCUCGGUGGAGGUCGGGGCUGACCCAGAACUCCCACUUCAGGGCCCCCAGGAGCCAAAGGGUCACCAGCAGGAGAAGAGGGAGCAAGGACAGGGCCAGCCCUGCCUCCAGCGACAGACCCCCUGGAGGCUCUGAGCCAAACUCCUCCUGCUGCUCUGGGUCCCUGGAGGAUGCUGUGGCCAGCUGUGGCCCACAUCUGGCCUCGGGGGCUGGUGAAGGCAGAGGCGAGGGAGCAGCGCUGGGCCGCAGGGACCGUGAUGGUUGCCUGAAACUCAGGACCGGUGGCCUGACAGAUGCUCUUCCUGACUCCUCCGCGAGUGCUGGGUCUCACGAGGAGUGCAGCGAAAGGGACAAGCCGUCCCAGGGCCGCCCCAGCAAGACUUCCCGGGGGGCCACCCAGCAGGGAGUUCCGGGUUCCCCCACUGUGAACCCCUCAUCUAUAGGGAACAAGGACCCACAGGCAGAGGAGAUCGGACAGGGAGUGGGGCACCCCCAGGCCAGAAAUAGGUCUAGGGUGAGGCCACGCUCGGCUCGGGGCCCGGCUGGUUCUGGGGAUGAUGCGGGAGGCUACACCCCAUCUUCUGCCUGUGCCUCAGCCCUGGGCAGGAGCGGAAAGCAGGAGAGCAGAGCCAGCGCCCUGUCCUCACCCAGCAUUUCUGUCCUCAGCCGAGGGGCCCAGAGGGCCCACCCCAGGCAGCGGCACAACCCAAAGGACAUCCACUGCCCGCUCGACCCGCCUGUGUCCCGGCCAACGCCACGGCCGUCCAGCAGAGACAGGGCCCACCCACACGGCCCCCCACCCAGCCUUUCUGAAAGCCCGCAGGGCACCUGGAACCAGGCCUCCCGGGACCCAGGGCCACCCUUCUCGGCCUCUCGUUAUUCCCCGGACACACACGGGCUAAGCAGCAUCCCCAUUACCCCUGGGAGCAAUUCUGACUGUGUUUCCAAUUUCUACCUCCCCGAUUCCCCCUCUGCUGAGACCGAAGGGGGCCCUGAGUUCAGGCCGUGCUCACCGGCUCCCACACCUUCGGACACAUCUGGCCUGUUCAGUGCCCCAGCUGAUGGCCUGGGAGAAAAGACUGGGGGUGACAGAUUCCAGCCUUCCUGGCCCUUGGUCCUGCCAGCCGGGUGGCCUGAGGGAGGGAGGCUGGGAGCACACUGGGGCAGCAGCCAUUCACACCUGGGUACACCCUUGGCUCGGGGGUCCUCCUGUGGGACGAUGCGGAUGAUGCCAGCCCCACAGCCACAGGGCGGCCAGGGCCCCUCCUCCAAGGCCUGCUGGGUGUGCAGCAGGUACUGUCCCAAGCCCCCCAGGACACGGCCCUCGGGCAAGAGGCAUCCUUCAGGCUGCCGCAGCGAGGGUGACCACAGCGCUGAUGGGGAGCCUGGUGGGGGCAAGGCGGGGGAGGAAAAGUUGGAUGCGCGGCAUCCGCGGCCCCCUGGCUCUCAGGGAGCGGCCUCGGGGAGAGUAGUCAGAGCUGUGAGAAGGGGCAGCCCUCGCAGCGGUCCCCAGCUCCAGAGAAUGGCCCAGGGGAAGCUUUCAGGCAGAGGUGGCCUGGAGGAGCGAGAGGAAGGUGGCGGCGAGCUGCUGGGAGCUCUGCCCCGAGCCUCCCCGGAAGCCGUGGUCCGUGCGUGGCUGAGCAAUAUCCCGGAGGAGCCCAUGAGACACGAGCUGGAGGACGAGGGUGAGGAUGUGGCCGGGCAUGGCCUGGAAGGCCCUCAAGAGGACCCUGUGGGCAAACAUUCCCCAGAUGGCCCGGAAGGAUCAGUUUGGGCCGGACAACUGCCCCUGGAACAGGCAGCCAGUGAGGAAGCAGAACCAGAGGAAGUCUUUCCAGUGGCUAGCCGUGCUAGUCCCAAGUCAGCAGAGGGUCUGCCUUGCGGUGGAGUGUCAGAAACCCCUCCAGAGGCUGGAACCAGCAAAGGAGUGGCUGUGGACGGUGGGAGAGGCCAGCGCGUGCUUCCCAGGAGGGUCUCCACCUCCUUACAGAUCAUGAAGGCGCUGAUGGGGUCCCGGCCGGGCCGGCCCAGCAGUCUGCCUGAAGUGUCCCACUCAGAGGGCAGGAGGCUUAGCCACUCAGCCCAGGCCCUCAUCACCUGCCUCGCCAGACUCCACUUCUUUGAUGAUGAUGAUCUUGGGUCUCCCGCUAGCAAAGUGAGGUUCACAGACUCCCCUCGGUACCAGCAGCUCCUAAGUACCUUCCAGGCCCUGUGGCCAGGGAGUGGCCUCAGGAACAGUGAGCUGGAAUCGGACCUCCAGGAGCUUGGCUGGCGCCAGGCCCUGCCAGCCCUCGGGCCCCACGUUGCAACCGAGGACUUCAGGCCCACGUCCUCCUCUGGGGUGGAUGUCGGCAGUGGCUCUGGAGGCUCAGGGGAGGGCAGCGGACCCUGCACCGUGGACUGCAGCCUGGUGUCCGAGAAGAUGGAGCUGCCCUUGAGCAUCUCCUGCCAGGGACCUGAUUCCAGAACCUUGGGGACCCCAGCAGUUCCAGGAAACCGACCGCUGAGUAGUUAUGAGGCUGAGGGUGCUGCCAGUGAGGAUAGGGCAGAAAAAAAUGGCAGGGAGCAGACGCUGGGUGGUGACCCAGACCAAGGAGAUAAAAACACAAUGGAGGAAGAGGGGGUACAAUUAGAGGAAAUAAAAGAAGGAAAAGAAAGAGCAGAACUGCAAGUAGAGGGUGUCAGAGGGUUUCUGGAAGAGGAAGGAAUCAUGGAACUAGAAUUGUCGGGGGCAGGCUCUCAGGAUGGGGCUGGUGUCUGGGAAAAUAAGAGCCUGCAUGAAGAGGAGCCAGGAGACUCCACUGCCGUUGCCACGCAGAGCUCAUCAGGGAGGAGAGGGAGCCCGACAGAGCCCCCCAGGAGCCUCAGCGAGAGGUACCUGGACGCCAGUGGGAGUCAAGGUGGCCCCAAAGCUGAGCCCCCUUUGGAGAAGUUGCUCGGAGCAGCUGAGACUGGCUGUGGGCAAACCCUGGACAAGCUCACCCAGGGGGCUGGUGAGACGGGCACUUGCAAGGCCCGCAGGGGGUCUCUGAUCUCUGACCCUAUGUGGGUGUCCAAGUUGUUGAAGAAGAUGGAGAAGACCUUCAUGGACCACCUCGCCGCUGCCACGGCCGAGCUCUGCACCCGCUGGGGCCUGCAGGGCGACCCCCUGCUGGAUCAGAUGGUGGCCGAGCUGCAGCGGGACAUGAGCCAGCGGCUCCAGGACAGCGUGGAGAAGGAGCUUCUCAAGGUCCAGAGCUGGGCAGGGGGCGCGGGCGCGGGGCCGCCCAGGGAAGCCCUCCGCUGGGAGGCGUCCCUGCAGACGGAGCAGCGCAGGCGGCGCCUCCAGGCCCUGCGCAACCUCUCGCCCUUCUCCGAGCAGACGCGGGGCCGGGGGCCCCCCUCCUUCUCCCUGGAGGACCUGCCGGUCUUCAGAGGAGCCCUGGGGUCCCAACUUGGGGUAGAGGCCAAGGGGGAGGAGUUCUGUCCCUGCGAGGCCUGCGUGAGGAAGAAAAUGGUUCCUGCACCCCCAGUGGAUGUUGUGGGGUCAGCCAGCGCGCCCAUCAGAAAGGCCUUCGACCUGCAACACAUUCUGCAGAAGAAGAAAGGAGGGUGUGCUGACGGGGAGACAGCGGAGGUGGCCACCGCUGUGGAGAGGGAGGCGGAGCCCCUUCACAGGGACCCCUCGAGGACAGGCACUGUCCGGGGAGCUGAUGGAGACCCUGAGCCGGGAUCAGGCCAGGGCCCUGGAGCAGAGGAGGGGGACACCUGGGGGACAGAGGAGGAGGCGGGUGCUCAGGAGAAGGAGGGGCAAACAGAGCCCUGUGUGAGCAGAAACCCCUGGGAGGGGCUGGGGAGGGGGGAGCAGGGCAUGGGCGGUGAGGAAGGAGACCUGGAGGUGGGCUGGGGGGCUGAGGACACUGGGGAGGCUCAUGCCCUGGGAGGAGGUGGCCUGGGUCCAGGAGGACAAGAGGCUGGUGCUGGAACAACAGAGGCCUGGGAGGCUGCAAGGGAGAAGGGGUCAGAGACAGGAGGAGGAUAUGGAGGGGACGAAGAAGGGGGCCCUCAGGUUGGCCUGGGACAUGGCCAGUCCCGUGAGGCUUUUGGAGACAGGAGCCCUUCCCCAGGGGCAGACCCGCCCCAACAGAGGUCAGGCCCCAGGUCAGGCCUCUCAUCCUUCAGCACAUCUUCUCUGGGGAACUGCUCUCUGCUCUCUCAGAAAGGCUCCGAAGAUGAGCCGUGGGACAGAUGCAUGAGGAGCAUUGAAGACCAGGCCACAGACGUCCUUGAUCCAGAGAGAAAAGUCACAGGCAUGUAUCCAGAAAGUUCUGCUUCUGAGCAAGAAGGGGCCCCAUCAUGUUCCAGAACUCCAGAGCAAGGGACAGAGGAAGGUCUGAGUCCAGAACAGAGCAAAGAGGAAGGUCUGGCUUCAGAGCAGGAGACAGGGGAGGGCCCGGCUCCAGAAGAGGGAGAUGAGGGCCCAGCUCCAGAGCAGGAGACAGAGGAGGGCCCGGCUCCAGAAGAGGGAGAGGAGGGCCCGGCUCCAGAGCAGAAGACAGAGGAGGGCCUGGCUCCAGAGCAGGAGGAAGAGGAGGGCCCAGCUCCAGAAGAGGGAGAGGAGGCAUCCUACACGCCGCGGCGGCUGCAUGGGAAGGCAUGGCUGCCGCCGAGGCCGCGGCUGAAGCCCGUGGACAGGGCCCAGGUGUCCGGGUGGCGGGCCUGCCUGCCCAGUCGGGUCCCCCAGGCUUGCCCCAGAGCCUGCACUGUCAUAUCUGGAGCCUUAGGCAGCCUUGCCAAGUCUCUCCAUCAAGGCUGA